Homarus americanus (American lobster) is the source of this 1880-nucleotide messenger RNA. RefSeq lists its product as uncharacterized. Gene Ontology annotation, biological process: signal transduction. The transcript is spliced from 3 exons. The record is from RefSeq and is a predicted model, not a curated record. Lineage: Eukaryota; Metazoa; Arthropoda; Malacostraca; Decapoda; Nephropidae. The coding region runs from base 175 to 777 and encodes 200 amino acids.
AAACAAAACCUCUCUAUCAUCCCUUGACAGUCGCAGUACAAGUCGCUGCUGGUGUCAGACAGAACUACCGCAGAGGAGGUGGUUGAGUUACUCCUUAACUGCUGUAAUACUCCUGAUAACAAGUGCUACUACGCUAUCCAUGAGGUUCGCCGCAGCCCAGACUACAACGACCGCAUGAUCCUACCGCAGGAGAGACCUCUGGAGGUGAAGGCACAGUGGCCAAGGGAUCGUCAGGCAGAGUUUGUCUUCGUGUUGAGGAGGAACAUGUCCCAGGCUCUGUCCCUUCGUCGGCUUUCCCUAAGAACUGGUGAUACGAAGAGACCAACUGUUGCUGGGAGCCAAGGGGAACAAACACAUUUUUCCCCAAGACUACAAUGGUCCCAGUGGCUAGGAACAUCAUGGCUACCUCCUCCUCCAAGCCAGAAGACCGCAAAGACACAAGACCGCAUAAAUGUCCUCAUCAUUGAAGAGGCGGUGAUUGACUGUACUGAUGUUACCCCCAAAAUGACGACGAUCAACAGAACGGCGACCCAAGGUUGUAAAGGAGCUCUAGAGGUGUUUAAUGGCACAACCUCCACAAGCGCCAUUAACUCACAGCUCCACCAUAACACCAGUACAAGAGAUUCAUCGACAAACACGGACAGGAAGACUUGGUCCAACACAAGCACCCAGACCAACGUAUCAAAGAAGUUCCCGAGGUCUGCUUCACUCCCCAGAGACCAGAAUCCCUCACGAGACCGACAGACCGAAGAUUAUCUCACACACAGUGAAAAAUGACCCAGUAAAGCUAUCUUCGGUCCCUAUGGUUUGCCACGCGGUCGACAAAGUGAAGUAAAGAUUGUUAACUCAGAUAAGAAGUAUUGUAUGGAGGUGAGGCGGUGUGUAGUGGAGGUACACAAUGAUGGUGAGAGGCUACCGUCACGCAGUCCCCGGUGUGUGAAUGAUGGGUCCUCAGUGAGUGCCAGUCCCCAGGUGAAUGACAGUCCCCUAGUGAAUGAAAGUCUAUCAAGUGACAGUCCCAUAGUGAAUAGCAGUCUCCGAGUGAGUGACAGUCCCCAGCAGGUGAAUGACAGUGCCCUUGUUAGUGACAGCCCCUUAGUGAGUGAUGGCCCCAAUGAGUAACAGUCCUCACACCUCCUCCCAGCCACAGGUCCCUAUGUUAACUGGUGCAGCCCUUACCAACGAGUCCACCACAAUGACAUCAAACACGUAUGUCAGCACAACUGUCAGCAUUGCUUUUACAUAUGAAAGUGAACCCUAAGGUGUGUAUAUACUGUACAGUUGUGUCAGCCCUUCCUUUGACUUGUACUUAAAACUUGUGAAUAAUUUUAUAAGUGUGUUUUGAGUGUGACUUAAGAAUCCCCUAGAACAAUGCUAAGUAAUUAUGACUGUGUUAAAGAGUGAAAUACAUAUUGCACUGAUCCACAGGUGUUAAAAAAGUGUAAACAUUAAUUAACACAUUUCCCAAGAUGUUAAGAAACGGCAAACACUUUAAUUAUCACAUAUUUAGAAAACUCUGAAGACUCCAUGUACUGUGUUAGCUAAUCCAUACACACAUCAAAACAUAACUUUGAUGUGUAUAAUGAUGAUGGCGUGAUAUACAAACUAUGUAUAUAUAUAUGAAUGAAUGGAAAAAUAUGUAUUAUACUUAUCUGAUGAAGUAUGUAUAUUCAGUAUUAAAAAUUGUAUGAGUUACGUGUUUUAUACAUAAGAAAGUUACUGUGAAUAUGUAUAUUUAUGUACUAUUUCAGGUGGGUCUUGUAAAAUAUUAUUCUUUAUUUACUUAAAAGCUUUAAAAUAUAUAAACACUUAAUUUAGUUACUUAAGAACCAUAAGUAUUAAAUUGAGGAGAUAGUCUUUUGUUACUUUAUAUUAGAAAA